Olea europaea var. sylvestris is the source of this 4258-nucleotide messenger RNA. RefSeq lists its product as uncharacterized. The coding region runs from base 842 to 3994 and encodes 1050 amino acids. Gene Ontology annotation, biological process: shoot system development; negative regulation of DNA-templated transcription; negative regulation of flower development. The record is from RefSeq and is a predicted model, not a curated record. The transcript has 7 exons. NCBI's taxonomy places the organism in Eukaryota, Viridiplantae, Streptophyta, Magnoliopsida, Lamiales, Oleaceae.
GGGUUUGAUUUCAUGUAUUUGUCUUAUCAUUUUAUGGUACUUUUUAUUAUAUCUGAACUGGGUCGCGUCCAUCGGAGUAAUCAAAACCGUUAAUAUAUAAACCCUAAUUACGUUAGUGGAAUUCAUUCCUAAGAUUAAUCCAUGUGGCUUUUUGUUUUUGCAGUUAUAAUUGAAAUUCUAAUAUGGGGUUUGAGUUAAUUUUCGACUUGUUGAUGAAUCUUUAUAAUAUUACUUAUGAAAAAUAAGAUUAGAAUUUUUCAUUCAGAGGAAACCCUAAAAUUGAAUUUCGUUAAUCAUUUUGCUGUCUAUGUUAUGCGUUUAGCUAUUUGUGGAUUGUAUUAUGUGCAGAAUUCGAAGAAUUUUGAAUUGGAUACUGCCUCAUCCAUGUUGUCACUGUGGACUAGGGUUUCUAAGAUGUUUACACUUCCAGCUGCCACGUUUUACUGUCGUUUAUUCUUAAAUUGUCUGUCUAUCUCUUGUAUUUCACUAUACAAUAUUGCAACUACUUGACUUAGUCUGCGAUGAAUCAUGCAUUUAUAAUGGCUUGAAUUCACAUUCUUUCUUGGAUUGGAUAGUAACACACUUCCAUUACCGUCAUAGCAUGUUUUGUAGAAACAAAUGCACAGGACUGGACACUACUUCCAAAAAAAAAAAAAAAAUGUUUGUUCAUCAUACAAACCAGUUUUUCAAAUACUGUGUUUCAAACAUGCACUUGUGUGAACUUUCAUUAUGCUUCGAACUUUGAGGUUUAUCACCAUUAAACUUUGGUAUGGGUUCAUGUACCUAAUUAGACGAUGCAUGCCUAUUACUCAUCCAGUGGUUUUAGGCUUUUGCUUUUGAAAUGGAGAAGAGUAUUGUGGAAAUGGAAGUAAAUCAUCAAAAAAGUGAUUCUGCUGUAUCUACACCAAGGCCCCUAGGAAUGCUCAUUGGGAUAAACUCAAUUGCUAUAGAUCUCGGAAUGGUUGCAGAAGAAGAUACACAAGAGCACAAACACUUCUCCUUACGUGGAUAUGUGGCUGGCAUGAGGAAAAAGGAUCAAAAGCUUUGUUUGCCUUUUGCUUCACAAGCUAACGGUGGUGAUUUGGAAGAGAAACUCCCUCCAUUAUGUGUCCCCAGAUUUAGAUGGUGGGAGUGCUUGAACUGUGUUUCAGAAUUUAUGAUGGAAAGUAGUAUGGAAGAAAUGAUGGAACAAUCUCCAAUACCAUUAAGCGAAGAAAAAAAUAAUAUUGAUACAAAUUCUUCUAGCAGGGAUGGGGAAAAAGGUGAGGAGCAUGGAUUAGAUGGCUUUGGAAAUAGCAGAAACUGCAGUCAUGUAAAUGAUAUCCCAAACUUCAAUCCAUGCUUGCCAGCGAGACAUAUGGCUACAACAUGCAGCAAAAGUGGAGCAAAUGUUAUGGAUAAAGAAGGUUGCAACCUGAGUUUUGAUAAAACAGAACCUAAUCCUUGCCAAGCUCAAGAGACACAUACAAAUACAGCUGAUGCUAUAAAACCUAGAUAUGUUGAUGUCUUAGAGACGAACAAUUUAAUAAAUGAUAUUGGUGAUAUCAGUGAUAAGGCCGUAAAUGCUGAUACAGGACACCCAAUUGGACUCCCUUCAGUUGAAGUGGGUGAGCAGGAAAGUGCAUCAUCUGGAAGUGAUAAUAAAUUAGAUGGAUUGCCACGUAAGAGAAAGCCUAAGUUGCGUUAUCUUGCAGAAAUAAUGGAUGGAGAAAGAAUUUCUGUAAAUGGUCACCCGAACAUGAGUGCUUCAUCCCGCGGAAUGCAUACUGUAUCUGUUGAGUUAGGAACAGUUUCAUCUCCUCAUGACCAGGAGGAUUUCCUUGAACGUGUUGGAAAAGGUAUCAGAACUGCUCAGAUGAAAAGAAAGAUUACUCGGGAAGAAAACAAAAGACCCACAGAAAUUAGCUAUCCAAGUAGUUCAGCUAAAAAGUUCAGGGCCUCUAAAGUAAAUUCAGAGGACAGAUCUCUUGAAAUUUCUGACUCACAAUCAGGAGGAGGUGCAUCUGCACAGUUAGAUAUGCAGAUUGGCAUAAAGAGUCGAAAGAUCAAGCCGGGCAAAAACAAAGAUCUUGUUCUUGGUAAAAGGAAAAGUCAGAUCCCUAUAGAUGAGGGGUUGCCUCUCCCAGUUCGUGAGCUGGAGAUGCCAAAGAUAAUUUCUGUAGUCUCUACAGAUUUGCCGAAAUAUAAUAUUCCUAGCCCAUCAGGACAAAUGGAACCAACUUUUAGGAGUUCCCAGUCUACCAAACAAACAGUGUUGAACUCCAACUUGUCCAAGAAUAAGAGGUCUGAACUUGAAGCUGGUCACAAUCUUCUGAUGGCUCCCAAAAACAGCAAGUUAGGAGAAUGUUUAGUUAAAGAGAAAGUGGCAUUGGAUCUUUCUCUUGACAGCUUUAUGAGUGCAGAAAGAAAUGAUAAUGAUCGGUCAUCAAUCGUGCAACAAAAGGACAUUCAUGAUAAGGGGAGUAAAGAUUUUCUGUGGGAUCUGAAUGAGAUAAUUACUCAUAAAACUCCUAUUCUGGGAGAGAAGCAAUUUUCAACUGUACUUGGUAAUGGUUGUUUACCUCUGCAUGAGAAUUUGGAUAUCUCUUCCUCCUGCAGCAAAGCUAAUGCUGGAGAAUCGCAAGGGCGUCUGGGAGUUUCUGUUCCACAAACUGACCAAGAAACUGAUAAGAGUACUGAACUUAGAGCAUCAGAUGACAUCCCGAUGGACAUAGUUGAGCUGAUGGCUAAAAACCAGCAUGAAAGGUCUCUAGGUAAUUCAAAGAAGUACAUUGUACCCGAGGGGACCAAUAAACCCAGUAUAGGGUUUCCUACCUUCAAUGGCAAUGAAUAUGCUGGUGCAGUGAAUUAUUCGCUCGGCAGCACAAGAAGCGAUGACAUAGUUUUGGCGAGUGAUAACAUUGUACCUAUCCAGGACAGUCCUAUAAGCUUUCCUCUCUUGAACACGAAUCAGUUUGAUGUGGGAGAACCAAAGGAAAACCAAUCAAGAUUCUUCUGUUCAUUUCCACAGAAUCAACCAAGUAAAAUGCAGAUUUCAGCUUCAGGCUCCAACAUAACGGGAUCAAGGCUCAGCGAAGGAGCAAAGAAAAUGUUGUCUCCUAGGAGGGAAAGCAUACCUACAAGGAUGCAUUCAUUCUUAGACCAGCACCAUAAAGGAAUGACCAUUAGUGACAUAAAAGGAGGUAAUAUGGAAAAUCUAGCUCUACGUGACACACUAUUACUUGAACAGGGGAUAAUUGAUCAGAGCCAGAAAUCCAUGGGGUCAUUAGAUCCUUACUCUAAUGACACAAUUCCUGCAAUGCAAUUGCUGUCUUUGAUGGAUCGGGGAAUGAUAUCCAGUUCUUUAAAUGUGGGCACAAAGAAAUUUGUCGAUAAACCCUUUUCUCCCUGCAAUCACCACCCAAGGUUCAACAGGGAAAAGAAUCAGAGUUUACUCAACCAAUCACUCUUUUCACAGCAACAUCAUUCUAAGGAUCUUAUUUGGUUACGAUCCAGUGUUCGUAGUGCUGGUGAAAGCUCAAAGACGCCUGCAUCUUCUUUGAAUUAUCAAAUGUCCACUAAACGUCUGGAGCUACAAAACUCAAGAAGACCACAAAAAUUGGAAUCCUCGAAAGGCACUUCGCGUGUUAUUCGAGAUUCUUGUGUUGGCAUGGAUAAGCAAAAAAAUAUCCUUGGUGACUCAAGUCCUAUGGUUUUUCCUCAACAAUCUUAUAGACGUGAAGGUCCAUCAGGCACCAUGAACUUGGAGGCCCCCAUUAAACUUUCUACUCAACCAAUGAGAAGCAAUUCAGAAAUGGAUCUUUGCACUCUCAACCAAAACCCUGCUGAAUUCAGUAUUCCAGAUCCUCAAAACAAGUAUACCAUAGGAGCAAAAGAUUUGAAGUUGCGAAAGAGAAAUGUUUACAAAGAAAUACCUCGCUCUGUUAAGGUGAAUGAGCAAAAGAGACGCAGGGUUACAAAGGAUACAUCAGCGAAAAAGUAUGCAAGAAAAUAGCUCAUUCUGAGGUACACGUACAUAUCAGUUGAAGAGUUUCUGCAUGUUUCUUGAAGUUCCUAAUCUACAAUUUGGACAGAAUUUCCUGUGUGAUUUUGUUUGUCUGGUUUUCAGCUUUAUAAUUUUCAGAUUUCUAUCUGAAUAGAAAAUAAGAAUAUUUAUACAAUUACAUGCAUGUCAAGACAGGUAAAGUCAAUUAGCUUAUAUGCCUACAAAUAUGUGGUUGAUUUUGGAUCAUGAGUAUAAGAUCUUUGUCGCAAUGAA